AAAUGUGUCCGGGUUCUAUUUCAAGUAUCAUUCUUUGAUACUGCUUUGCUGCACGUACUGUUGACUUCUGCGUCUUCCGAGGGAACAUACUUUCCAUCUAACACAUUGUUGGAUAGAAUUCUGAGCUGAUCUUGCAUUCCGUCCAGUGAAAUUCGACCGUGUUGUAGGGAAGAUAUUACUUAUAUUGUAUAUUGUAUUAUGGCAGGUAGUACCAACAAGACAGUGCACGAUAUCUUUCAAACCAUGGAGUACGGACCAACGAGUACCAGCGCUGCCACCGCACAGGCUUGGCUAGAACACCGCUCCCGUGCCCUCGACCUCUUCAUCGAUGGGAAGUUUUUCCAUCCUGUAGACAGACAGACACGCAGUGUGGCUGGUUCCUCAGGAGAGACUGUGUGCAGUACAGUGUGUGCAGUACAGGAAGAUGUAUCUCUGUCUGCAUCCUCUGCUGCCAGUGGCUUCAAAUACUGGAGCGGACUAACCUGCCACCAAAGGGCCAAGGUCUUGCUCAGUUUGGUGAGUGGCCUACAGAGGCACGGACAGUGUCUGUCAGAGCUGAGUGAUCUGUCUCAGUGUCCCAGUUCCCCCUCCACGCUGGUCAGACUGGCCCAGUACUAUGCCAGCUGGGCCCAGCUUAGAGACACACUCAUUCCUGACUGGACCCCCUGGGGUGUGGUGGCAGUGGUUGUCUCUGAUGACUGUUCUCUCUACUCUCUUAUGCUCAAAGUAUUACCAGCUCUGGCCAUGGGCAACACCGUGGUGUUGAUCCCUGGAUUAAGAACUGCCCCUUCUGCUCUCCUGUUGGCCCAGCUAUUUGUUGAGGCGGGACUUCCUGCUGGGGUGCUGAAUGUGGUGACAGGAAGCAAUGCGUCUCUGGGGACCAGUUUAGCCCAGGAUCCGAACAUCAGCUAUGUUACCUACAGUGGCAACAAGCAGGACGGAGAGAUGCUGUGUAAAGCCACAGCCGGGAUGGGUGUGCCAGUCUCUCUCUCUCUCUCCCUUGGUGCCACCUGUCCCUUCAUCAUCUUUGAGUCUGCGGACAUCGAUAGUGCUGUGGAUGGAGUGAUAGAGAUAGCUUUUAAAAAGAAGAAAGAUUGCCAGUGGCUGCUGUGUGUUCAGGAGCCAGUGUGGGACAACGUGGUGGCUCGUCUGAAGCUGCGUUUAGGACGGAUGAAGUGUGUCGCUCUCACCACUGAGGCAGAGAGAGGCCUGGUGGAGAAUGCAGUACAUGAGGCUCAACAGCAGGGGGCAACACUAAUCCAGGCUUCCCCAGUGCCCCCCUCCGGUGCCCUCUACCCCCCUACGGUGCUGUGCGGGAUUGCCCCCUCCUGUUCCUGCGUGGUGACUCCUCCCCCCGGACCCCUGCUACCCCUUCUCUCCUUCAGAAGCCACUCCGAGGGCGUAACCCUGGGGAACCACAGCCCUCACGGCCAGGCUGCCUCUCUCUGGACUGAAGACCUCACGCUGGCCCUGGAGGCUGCCAAGAGCCUGUCUGUCGGGUGCGUGUGGGUGAACUCGCACUCCGUGGCGGACCCGUCACUGCCCGUCUCCGGACACAAGGACAGUGGCACCUGCACCGACGGAGGGAAGGAGGGCCUGUUUCAGUUCUUGCGGCCUUCAUCCUCCUCUUGUCCUCUGCCUCGUUCCUCCCCUGCCUCUGUCGAUUACAGCAAGUUUGGGACAGAGGCCUCGGCAGCUGUCAUUCCUGAUGCCUCUGAUCCUUCCAGUGUUCCUUCCUCCCAUCUCCAGUUGGUGGGGGGUAAGCAGUGCAAGGCUGUGUCUGGCGGUAGUAUGUCAGUGCUGGCACCAGAUGGCGCUGUGCUUGCCUACUGUCCCGAUGGCGGGAGGAAGGACGUGCGCAACGCAGUGGAGGCAGCCAUUAAAGUUCAACCUGGCUGGAUGAAGAAAAGCCCUGCUGCACGUGCUCAGUCUCUCUACUCUCUAGCUGAGGGCCUAGAGCAGAGGAAGCGGGAAGUGACUGCAUCCCUCCGCUCCCAAACUGGCCUCUCAUUGGAGGAGGCAGAAAAGGAGGUGGAGCUCAGCAUAGCCCGGCUCUGUGACUGGGCGGCUCGUUGUGACAAGGAAAGAGGAGGAGCUCUGCUCCUCCCCCAAUCAGGAUCCGCCCUUUCCUUCCCAGAGGCUCUAGGAGUGGUGGGCAUUGUUCUUCCUGACUCAAGUCCCCUCCUCUCUCUUGUGUCUCUGCUGGGAGCGUCUGUCGCCAUGGGAAAUGCAGUUGUCAUGGUGCCUAGUCAGAAAUACCCUUUGCCUGCCCUUGAGUUCAUUCAGGUUCUUCAUUCCUCUGACCUUCCAGGAGGCUUAGUCAACAUCAUAACAGGAAGUAGAGAUCAGCUGACUCAGGCUUUAGCCAACCACAGUGUGAUUAAAUCUGUAUGGUACUGGGGCAGUCACAAGGGUUGUCAGUAUCUGCAGUACACCUGCUCCAGCCCCCUAAAGACCCUGUGGCUGCACAGCCAGGAGAGGGAGAAGUGGACUUCCCCUCAUCCCUCGCUCCUGGAGGAGAUGUGGAGGCAGGCUGUCCAGUGGAAGAGUGUUUGGAUCCCUACUGCAUAGCAAAAGUAAAUGACAGUGAAAAAGAUGUAGCUACCUUGAAUCCCGCUCAGGUUCUAACAAAAAAUUUGGAAUUUGUUUGUCUUUUGUUUUCACACAAAGGCACAUUGGGAUAAAGGUGUUGAUUAGGGAUUCAGGGACGCAGAGAGAGAUUAUGCAUGGAAGUCAGAGAGGAAGAAAUUGUUUAAUAUGGUGAGUUUAAGGAAAAUAAUAGGUUAGGUUUUAAACUAAAAAUAGAAGGAUGAAAUAUAUAAAGAUGUAUGUGGAAGUAAACACUCUUAGCAGAGAAACUCACACAGAUCAUAUGUUUUAGGUCGAUAUUUUUUUUUUUCUUUGUGGACGUUGCAUUUGACCUAUAAUCUUUAAAAAGAUUGAUCUGUAGUCAGCCAUUUCCUCAUAUCACAAAGGACUGUAGACAGACAUUCGGGGCUAAAUACAAGCUACAUUGAGAUAUUUGUUAAAAGUGUGGAUCAAUCACUACCUCAUAACGGAGUCCUUACCAUUUGACCAUUGGGUUAGUCACCAUUAUUCAUUGAUAAUAGGGUAUUCCAUCCAGUUGUAACAUUGUUUACUCAUACGACAUUAUGCAAUUCUGUAGUGUUAACAUUCCAGUAAUGGAACUUUGAAGUGAGUACACUGUACUGUAUAAGAAUGAGAAAAUAACAAUGUAGCGAUAAUCUUGAAAAUAUCUAAUAAACAGACGACAAUGUCUAUGCCAAUAUU
Messenger RNA from Osmerus eperlanus (European smelt), 3291 nucleotides. It is a transcript of the gene aldh16a1, whose product is annotated as aldehyde dehydrogenase 16 family, member A1. Lineage: Eukaryota; Metazoa; Chordata; Actinopteri; Osmeriformes; Osmeridae. Gene Ontology annotation, molecular function: oxidoreductase activity, acting on the aldehyde or oxo group of donors, NAD or NADP as acceptor. The transcript is spliced from 17 exons. The coding region runs from base 199 to 2571 and encodes 790 amino acids. The record is from RefSeq and is a predicted model, not a curated record.